AUGGUGCUGCUUCUCUUCGUGUGCACGAGCAACACGUGCCGGUCGCCGAUGGCGGAGGCGCUCGCCAAGCGCUGGCUUCGGAAGCACCCGGCGCCGGGCCUGCGCGUCGGCUCGGUCGCCUUGUCGGACGAGUUUGAGCCGCCCAACAGCCCCGCGUCGGCCUAUGGCGUCGCCGCCAUGCAGCGCCGAGGCGUCGACCUCCAUCUUCACCGGUCGCGCCUCGUCAACCGCGAGCUCAUAGAGUCCGCAGAUGUCGUAUAUUGCGUCACGGCGCGCCAUGAGCGCAUGCUCCGCGCGCUCUUCCCGACGCUGCGGGCAACUGUGCGUGUCUUUCCAAGUGACAUUGCCGACCCGUGGCACCAAGACGCGUCCGUGUACGAAGCCUGCGCUGCGCAGAUUGAAGCCGCCAUUGACGACCUCAUGCCGCACAUCGUCCGGGACUUUGUCUCGUGAUGGCAGCGGAGAUCGCAUCGUCUUGGUCUGCCAUUGCCAGUCGGUUGCCCUUUCCGGAUUUCUUAGGUCUGGGAGGGUUAAGAUCUCGCUCCAACUUCGUUGUCUUUAGC
Messenger RNA from Saprolegnia parasitica CBS 223.65, 563 nucleotides. RefSeq lists its product as hypothetical. Lineage: Eukaryota; Oomycota; Saprolegniomycetes; Saprolegniales; Saprolegniaceae. Gene Ontology annotation, biological process: protein dephosphorylation. The coding region runs from base 1 to 453 and encodes 150 amino acids. The transcript has a single exon. Gene Ontology annotation, molecular function: protein tyrosine phosphatase activity. The record is from RefSeq and is a predicted model, not a curated record.